Molecule: messenger RNA, 1858 nt
Organism: Mugil cephalus (flathead mullet)
Lineage: Eukaryota; Metazoa; Chordata; Actinopteri; Mugiliformes; Mugilidae
Product: RING finger domain-containing protein
Exons: 2
Coding region: 207-881 (224 amino acids)
Biological process (GO): protein ubiquitination
Molecular function (GO): ubiquitin protein ligase activity
Source: RefSeq, a predicted model, not a curated record
GCAGGGGAGGUUAGCCGGCGAGUCGAGCUCAGACACGCAGCUACAGAGUAUCAAGAAGGAAGGAGACUUCCUGGGUGAGAUCUGUAUCAACAUGAGAAGAUGAGCGUGAAAGGGUGUGAAGGAAAGUACCUGGGCUGGAGUGGGAGGCUCUGAUCAAAGGAGUGUGCUUCAGAUUAACCAGCCUGUCUUAAAGUUUCCUUCGCAACAUGCUGCCUGCUCACAAUUCCAGCCGGCCUCCAACAAUGAUAGGGGAUGUUGUCCCGGCUCCCCAGCAGAGGGACCAGGCUGCGGCAACACCCGGCCCUGGGGAGCCCAUGGACGUGGAGUGUCCCAUCUGCUACCAGGAGUACAACCAGUACAACAAAUGCCCCAGGAUGCUGCAGUGCCUCCACGUGUUUUGCACUGAGUGCCUCCAGAGGAUCCAGCUCUGCCCCCACGACCCCUCAGACCCCCACAGCCCACGCGCCAUUCCCUGCCCCCUCUGUCGCCAUUUGACCCCGCUGGAAACAGGGGGCGCCCUCUCUUUACCCUGCAACUCCCUCAUCCUGGCCAGGCUGCCCCCCAUGGCCUUCCGCCUGCCCGUGACCAUGGCCGCGCGCCUGGCCACGGUCACCCAGAGAGUGGUGCUCUCCCUGGACGGCAACAGCAGGGACGCCCGCUUCAUCAUCCUGCCCACCGUCAGCCUGCGGGUGCAGCAGAUGCACCCGGACAGGCCGUACGGCGCGGCGCCGGGUCUGGUCGGCGAGGAGGAGGUCAUGCAGCAGAGCAAGAAGACGCUGUUUUGCGUGCAGCUGCUGGCCAUCAUCUUCUGGGUGGUGUUUGUGAUCAUCUGCAUGGUCGGAGUGAUGUUUGGACCACAUUUCUUGAACAGGAAAUUUUAAUCUGAAUUGAUCACAUCUUGAUAUAAGGUCAUGGCACAUCCUGCAAGGAAAGCACUGUGAAAGUGAAGUAGCAGACAAAUAGUUUUCCAAUUAUAUUUUUAUGGAGGUUGUGAUCACUGUUGUUGUUAUUCACCCCGUAGUUAGGUGUGUGCUUUAAUGUACUAGAGAGAAAACCAGUCCUUGUUGUACUGCAUAUUUGCGGCUAUUUAAUCCGCGAUAGAUUGAUGAAGAGCGCCCUCUAGUGGUUCACAUAGAAACUGAUGAAAUACACACAUCUGUAAUAUUUAUUUGUUUUAUUUGCAGUUUUUCCUGUGUGACCAUUUAAUAAAUAGAAUAAAGCACAUUUACAUCAUGUCAGGUGUCUGUAUAUUUAGAAAACCACUGAGAAGUUAAAAGUGCACGUGUAUCUGAGAGUUUAUAUGUAUUUAUUGCACCAGUGUGUAUCAAUUUCUGUCUUUUCUUUGAAACAUACAAUGCAACAACUGACUAAACCGAAGACAGAAACCUUUUUGCAGAAUUGAAUCUAUUUCGUCUCGGAUCAAUUCACCCACCCUUGUCCUGUUACAUCUCAUCUGUGCCUCUGGAUACUUAACACAAUUUCCCUGAUAAGCAAUGUGAUUUCCUUAUUCUAGAUGCUCUUUAUUGGAUAAGGAAGGCCAUUAACUCAUCCAAAUUAAUGGCAUCCUAUGUGAAUAAUAGCUUUUUGGAAGGCUGCGAUGAUGAGUCUGGCAUCAGGCCAGGAUAAAUAAUUUACUCGCUAUAAUGGUGGUGAUUAACAGUGUAAUGAUGAUAAGCAAUCGUAGGCGUUUCCUUUGUUUGUGUUUUACUUAUAUGCCAUCGGGCUGUGUAUUUGUUCUCGUUAAUUGUGUUGCAUUAAUGUAUUUAUCCACGUUCAUGUGUUCAAGUGUUCAGAUCAGAUACAGAAUUAAACUCAAGACAAGUUGACUGAUAAAUAAACACAAGGGCAUGAAUUUAAA